AUGUCUACUAAAAAGAAAAAGGAUGACAUGCCCGCCAUUAAAGUAUCGAAACCAACGAGCAAUGUAAAGCUAACAACAUCCAAAGAAGAGGUAUCGUCAAACGUGUUGAAAGCACCACAAAUCUCAAUCGUAACAGGCAAACCAUAUGGACCGCGAAUUCGUCGAGUGGGCGAGCAAAUCGAGGAACAGAGUUCGGAUGACGAGCCGGAUUCGGAAAGCGACGACGAGAGUCGUUUCAUUAAAGAUGAAAUGAAUGCCGAAGUGCCAGCCGAGUUCUGGCACAUGCAGAAGUUAAUCAAAUACAUGAAAGCCGGAAACCAAACUGCCACUACAGUCGCGCUUUGCCUGCUCAAGGAUUACGAGCUUGGCAGCCGGGUCAUUCAAAGAUCGAUCUACGAGAUGGGCGGAUUGGAAGUGCUGGUCAAUCUGCUGGAGACGAAGGAACUCAAAUGUCAGCACGGAUCUUUGGCCGUACUACUGCAGAUAUCGUCGGCCUUGGAAAUGAGAAGGCACCUCGUCGAUUUGGGCAUUGUCACACCGCUGAUAGAGUUGCUCAAGCAUCCGGCUAGAGAUAUCCAAGUUCUUACGGUUGAGACGAUGGCUAAUAUCGCCAUGAUGAAGAAGGCCAGGAAGCAGAUUCGAAUGCGAGGCGCUGUUCCAUUUAUUUUAGAUAUAAUGGAUGUGCCGGAUAAAGUGAUCCAGAGAAAGGCCAAAGAUCUCGACGAGAACGACAAGGAACUAUUGGCUGUUGCCAUCGGCUGCGCCAAGGUUCUCAACUCGCUAAGCAGUAGUCCGAAAAUCAAGGAAGAAUUGAGAAAGAACGGAGCUGUUUUCCUUAUUGCUCGAUUCCUCAAAUCGCAGAUCACUGAACUUAUUGUACCGAUGAUGGGGGCAGUACAGCAGUGCGCCGAUUUAAAAGUUUUCAGACUAGCUUUCGAAAACAUGGAAAUCAUCAUUGACAUAGUCCGUCAUCUGGAGAACGACGACGUUAAACUUAAAGAGAAUUGCGCUUUGGCGAUUUUCAAGUGCGCCGUUAACAAAGUCACCAGAGACAUGGUUCGCGAGGCUGGUGGUCUAGAUCCUCUGUGCAAACUCGUACAGGACAAAGAGGUGUACGCGAACAAAAAGUUACUGGCCGCGGUAUCAGGUGCAAUCUGGAAAUGCGCAAUGAGUCCCGAAAACGUAAGCCGGUUUAACCAGAACAAUUUGGUAGCCGCUUUAGUUCCUCUCCUCGGUGAGAAUGAGAACGAAGAUGUUCUUGCGAAUGUCGUUGGUGCAUUGGCCGAGUGUUGUAAGAAUCCGACUAACAGAGAUUUAUUGCGAACGAGUGAAGGACUACCGAAAUUGAUAAAGCUAUUUAGCGCAACGUACGAGCCUCUGCUUGAGAAUCUCCCCUUAGUGAUCGGCGAGUGCGCUCAAAACGAGCUGUGUAUGGACGUGAUCAACGAUGCAAAGCAUCAAUUAGACGGUGUACGUUUAGUUUGGUCACUGCUGAAACACUCGAGCGACGCGGUGAAGAGAAACGCUUCUUUUGCCUUGGUCCCGUGCAUUCGUUAUGCCAAGAAUUCAGCUGAGAUGGUUCGCGCUUUCGUUGGUGGGCUUGAGCUUGUCGUUAGUCUUCUUGAGAGUCAAGAUACGCAAGUAUUGAGUGCUGUUUGCGCGACCAUCGCUGAAAUUGCUACGGAUCCGGAGAAUCUUGGGAUACUUACUGAUCAUGAUGUCGUUAAGAAACUUGCUGAUCUUGUGCAUACCGAAGAUGAAAAGCUACGUGCUAAUUUGACGCUCGCUAUAGCUUUUUGUUGUGAAUGGGGUCAGAAUAAUUACGAAUUUGGAAGAUUAAAUGCAGUAGCACCGUUGGUCAACUAUUUGCUAAGUCCAAACAAAGAAGUACUGAAAGGAGUAUGUAUUGCUUUCUGUCAUCUAAGCAAAGAGCCAUCAAAUUGCAUCACUAUGAGGACUUGCGGAGUCGUCAAGCAUGUGCUUCGUUUGGUCGGAUCAGAAGAUUCGGAAGUUCAAAUUGCUGCGGCAACAACCAUUAGGCACAUUCGCAAGCUUGCACUCACCGCCGAGAAAUUCCAUUACAAAGAGAUCCACACUCUUGCCGAAACAGAUUACCGAAAAUAAAGCUUCUGGGGAUAAUUCA
This is a messenger RNA of Phymastichus coffea, 2143 nucleotides long. It is a transcript of the gene gudu, whose product is annotated as armadillo repeat-containing protein gudu. The record is from RefSeq and is a predicted model, not a curated record. The transcript is spliced from 10 exons. Gene Ontology annotation, molecular function: protein binding. NCBI's taxonomy places the organism in Eukaryota, Metazoa, Arthropoda, Insecta, Hymenoptera, Eulophidae. The coding region runs from base 1 to 2124 and encodes 707 amino acids.